Molecule: messenger RNA, 1216 nt
Organism: Drosophila gunungcola (fruit fly)
Lineage: Eukaryota; Metazoa; Arthropoda; Insecta; Diptera; Drosophilidae
Product: spaetzle-processing enzyme
Exons: 3
Coding region: 34-1080 (348 amino acids)
Biological process (GO): proteolysis
Molecular function (GO): serine-type endopeptidase activity
Source: RefSeq, a predicted model, not a curated record
AAUCAGUCUUUUUGCAAACGUUGACUGCUCAACAUGUUCAUUAAAUUGUGUAUCUUGCUUGUGAUCCAUGCUUUUCUUGCGGCACAUUCAGCCGAGUCUGACUGUCAACCCGAUGAGAAAAGAACAAGUUUGGAAUUCUGCCCGCACGUGUUCAAUAUUAGCAUGCUCGCGGAAAAAGGGCAGAGGACAUACAACAUCGACAAUUGGAGGGAUUUGCGGAGCCAAACGAUUUGCUGCCCAAUGCCGGGAAACGAGCUGCCAAAUACAGAGAUUUGCGGACAAAGUGAAGCCGUGGUGCGAAUCAUGGGUGGCAGUGAGGCGGCUCCCAACGCCUAUCCUUGGAUGGCUAUGCUUCUAUACCGGAAUCUCUCAUCCCGGGAAAUAAACUCGUUUUGCGCGGGGUCCCUGAUCAACAAUCGCUAUGUUCUGACCGCAGCCCACUGUGUCUACAACAUGCCAGGGGAAUUGAUCCUCAAGAGCGUCCGACUGGGCGAGCAUGACACUACCAGCAAUCCCGAUUGCACAUUCCACGGAGCACGGCGGUUCUGUGCUCCCCCCCAUAUGGAAAUCGAAGUGGAGACCAUUGUUGUGCACGAGAAAUUUCACAUGGGCGGCAUGAGCAUAAACCAAAACGACAUCGCCCUGCUGCGACUCCGGAUGCCAGUGCGCUAUUCGCGGGGAAUAAGACCGAUUUGUGUUCGGGGACCCCAUAACAUCCGGACCAACUAUGGCUUUCGGAUAGCCGGCUGGGGAAAGACGGAAACUGGAAGACACAGUCCAGUAUUGUUAAGCGGCAUCAUUGGGAAAAGGAACUUAGAUCGGUGCUCAGAGAAGUCUCCAGACCUAAAUUUCGAUAUAUAUUCCCAAAUAUGUGCCGGCGGCCUGGAUGGGAAUGACACCUGUGUGGGCGACUCUGGCAGUCCGCUGAUGGCCACCAUGGGACAGGGCCUCAACGAAUAUGUAUAUCUGGCCGGCAUCACAUCAAAUGGACCACCAGCUUGCGGAAUGAUUGGUUGGCCAGCCGUUUACACAAAAACUUCGGCGUUCGUCGAAUGGAUACAGAACAAUAUUUGGCCUUGAAAGCUAAAAAAAAAAUUCUUUUUAUCUGUCUAAAGAAUAUGCUUCACUUUACAAAGAUAAAACAAUGGAAUAUUAUAAAAAUGUAAUAUUUAAAUCAUAAUUUUAAAUACAAUGCGUAUUAAAUUCUAAAUUUUAA